Drosophila obscura is the source of this 773-nucleotide messenger RNA. RefSeq lists its product as uncharacterized. Bases 156 to 689 code for a protein of 177 amino acids. Lineage: Eukaryota; Metazoa; Arthropoda; Insecta; Diptera; Drosophilidae. The record is from RefSeq and is a predicted model, not a curated record. The transcript has 2 exons.
CUGAGUGUUCAAAUGUCAAAGCCCACAAAUAAUUAAAAGUCAUUGUGAAAAUUUAAGAAAAAAUUCAGCGAAAAUGUCCCUUUCAAAAUACGCAGAUUCUGAUCUUCCCCUGAACAAAAUUGGAUGUGGCCAAAGAUACAAAGGGCAUUGAAAAUAUGCUCUUGUCGGAGGGCUUCGCGGACUGUGAGCCUGGAGUUGUGGAGAAGCUGCAGAUGCAGGGAUACGAUAUGACCAAGGAACAUUUGUCGAAGGUCAGGGCGAGUGAGGAUAUAGCAAAGGCCGUCGGCAAUAUUGAACCGACUCCGUUUGCGUCUGCGUCUGCGACUCUAAAAUGCAUGUACCCGGAGUUUAAUAACCAAGAUGCAGAGUGGGACAUGGAUAUUGAUAUGAAUACUUCAAUUCCGGAAACAAGCACUUCGGCCAUGAGUCCUGAAGAAAGCCUGGACUCCCCGGUUGAGUUUUUGACUUUUAACGCCGUUACUGGAAAGUACGAAAUCCAGCAAGAGCCGUCUAUAAAUCUUGGGUACAUCGAUGAAGAAUUUCCGUCAAAUGUGGAUAAUUCAGCUCCUGCCCCAAGCACUUCGGCCACUGUUGACAUUGUUGACUCUUCGACUGCAAACGGAGAAGAGAUUUUGACUGUUGAACGCCUUAAUUUGUACUCCUCAUACCUGUCAGAAUCCGAUGAUUAGGUACACGAAGGAGUUUUUGUGCUACACAAUAAUGAUUCAAUUAAUUAUUAUUUUGAAUUAUCAUCCCGUUGAAAUAAAUCUUUA